Messenger RNA from Danio aesculapii, 2760 nucleotides. It is a transcript of the gene dok2, whose product is annotated as docking protein 2. Gene Ontology annotation, cellular component: cytoplasm. Gene Ontology annotation, biological process: positive regulation of MAPK cascade; cell surface receptor protein tyrosine kinase signaling pathway. Lineage: Eukaryota; Metazoa; Chordata; Actinopteri; Cypriniformes; Danionidae. The record is from RefSeq and is a predicted model, not a curated record.
AUGCUGUUUGCGUCACAAGCAAGUUUAGCACAAGAAGUCGAUACAGUAGAUGAAACUGUCUCUAGGAUCAGAGACACGGCUGAAGAAAUGGAGGAGGACAUUCGAAAGAAGGGGAUGCUGUAUUUACAACAGCAGCGGUUCGGGAAGAAAUGGCGAAAGGUCUGGUCUGUGUUGUAUCGAGAAAGCUCCUGCUCCAUCUCUCGCCUUGAGUUUUUCGAGAUUAAAGAUGGAGCUUCCAACCCGCUGGAGAAAGCCAACCGCAAACAGGAAAACAAAAAGGUGAUAAAAAUGAGCGACUGCAUUCGUGUUUCGGAGGCUGAUGUGGAAGGCUGUCCCCGGGAUUGUGGGCCUUUUUUGGUGGAGACAACUGAAAAAACAUUUGUGUUUGCUGUUGAGACAGCUGAACUGGAUGACUGGACCCAAAAACUUUGUGAAAUCGCCUUUCCGAACAACUGGCCAGAGAAAGGCACGAUGAGAGGAAACAGUUUACAUUGUGAACCUGAUGAUGCUACCAUGGCAGACAACACCUUGUACUGCAGCAGAGAAACAACAAUGAAAGACUUUAAGGUGACAGUGAGGCGAUCCGAGGCUUCUGAGAGAUGCAGUCUGAAAGGAGUAGUACUUUUACGGACUGAUUCUGAUAGCCUUCUUCUCAAAGACCCGAAGACAGGAGAGGUCCUUUACUCCUGGCCCUACCGUUUCCUCCGCAGGUUCGGACGAGACAAGGCAACAUUCUCCUUUGAGGCCGGGCGAAGAUGCGAUUCCGGGGAAGGCAGCUUUGAGUUUGAUACAAAGCAAGGCAACGCCAUCUUCCAAUCCGUAGAGGCUGCUAUCAAUCUACACAGAGUCAAUAUACCAACAAAGCAGAUGUCAAAUUCAGACCGAGAUCCCAUGCCCUCUCCACCUCGAAUGAGAGCCCCGGUGGAGAACAUGGGUAUCUACAGCAUGGUGAGUGACACACCGAUCAGAGAUGGGCCCAAACCUCCACAAAACCCUCAACACUCCAGACUGGAAGCCCCAACAGAGAAGCUUCUCACCGGAGUCAAGAGUCUAAACUUGGACACCAGGCCUCCACCGCGUAAGAGCCAAGUCAAGAACUUCCGCAGCUGUCCCUUGGUCAACACUGAGGAUGAGAUGUAUUCAAGGGCCAUGGCCCCAGAUCCGGAAAGAGGAAGUCCAAAGGAGAAGAGAGAACUGAAGGAUAGACGCUCCACGUGCUCCAACCCAGAGGAAUCGGACUAUUCGCUGCCCUUCGACACCAUUGCCAAAAAUGUAAUGGUAGAUAUUUUAGCAACAUCAAACGUUCCACCAAACGCAGCGGAAUCCAAUUGUGAAAAUAACAAGAAAGGCACUGCAGAGAACACUGAACCACUUUAUGACAUCAUAGAUGAGUCCGCUAUUAGAAGCCAUUUCGCAAAUAAACAAACGCAUUCUUACAAACGAAUGGAACACAUCUAUGAUGAACCGGAGGGUUGCGGUGUGGCCCCAAAUGUGCCUCCAUCACUCUAUGAUGAACCAGAGGAGGUUAAAGGUCAUGCUUGGAAGAUGCUGGGCACAGUAAUGGAUCCGAGUGGCCAUGAGUACCCGUAUAAUGCUUCUGUUGAUGACUACGCUGUUCCUAAACCUCCACGGAGAGCCUUGCUGGCAAAACAAAUGAAGGGUGAGGAAGAGGACUGCUCACCAUAUGAUAACAUCAUGGUGAAAGUAAUGCAAAAGAAUAACUAAAGACUGCUUCAGAAUCUUAUAUAAGAAAACCAUAAUGAUUGGGGAUGCUUUGAGGAUAGUGAAGUACAAGUGUUAAACAAUUAACAUGCAGAUAGUGCUUUACUCUUCAAAAAGCUGUGAUCUGCAACACCUAUUAUGAAAUGGUAAACUUUCUGGAAAAAAAGAUUCACUGCAACAUUAUCUAUGGGGCAGAUUCACUAAAUACUUUGUGUCUCCUUUGUUUUAAGAUAAAAAAGCCUACAUCUUAUGCACAGCAAACUAGUUUAAACAAUGUGAUUCAAUUAAAUUAACAGUGCAUUAUAUUGAAUGUGUGAAUAAUUAUUUGUAAAAAUAUUAUGUGUGAAGUAACCGGCUGUUUAUUUGGACAGGCACAGACCUUUUUUUUUCUUUUACAACACACGUUGUUUUAUUUAUUCAGAUUUUACAGUUUUUCUCAAUUGCUUUGGCACAUUAUUCAAAACAGACUUCGCAUUCUCUAAAUGGUGAGUGCAAAUCUCAAAACUGUUUGCUGGAAUUUUAGAACUUCAUUGCAUGUCAACAAAAUGUAGUUACUCCCCAAAACAUUUAAUCCAUGCUUCAAAACCUAGGUAAUUUGUCACUAAUUUGGCCAAAGCCACCAAAACCUAAAGUGUAUUUGUCAUCGUGUGAGCCACAUUACUGUUUUUUUACCAUGACUGUCAACCAUGGAAGUUAAGGUUUAAAAAAAAUCUAACAUUUGUUGAGAAGAAGUGUGGAUAGUACAUAGAAAAAAAAAUAAUGACAAUUUGUAUUUCUACAGUACAAAUGUAUUACAUGCAAAGUGCAAUCUUGUUUGUCAAAUUACUCUAUUAUAAUACUCAAAAAAACAACAAAAAACUAAAAACUACUUAGUGGACAUUCUGUAGAUCUUGCUGGCCUUGCCAGAGAUUACACUUCUUCCAAUUGCUCUUCCACAUGCAUGUUACUGCAGUUCAGUGUGAAUGUAGUGAUUGUGCUGUGGGCAAUCUAUAUACAGUUGAAGUCAGAAUUAUUAGCCCUUUGAUUUUUUUUUUAUGU